Trichoplusia ni (cabbage looper) is the source of this 2297-nucleotide messenger RNA. Its product is annotated as zinc finger MYM-type protein 1-like. The record is from RefSeq and is a predicted model, not a curated record. The transcript is spliced from 2 exons. Lineage: Eukaryota; Metazoa; Arthropoda; Insecta; Lepidoptera; Noctuidae. The coding region runs from base 414 to 2087 and encodes 557 amino acids.
GAAAAAUUGCUAAAAUUACUGACAGAGCUCUUUAUAAGGUUUGUUUGUUUACAUACGAACGGCAACAUCGCAUCCACGGCCGCGCCGCCCGCCGCGCCGCGCCGGCGAGGCAACGCGCGCGAACCGAGUUGAUCUGAAUCUGAAAUCUUUUGUUUUACGAGUCGGCCCGUGUCGAUGCCUCUCUUUCGCACUCAUUGAAUUAGUACUACGCAUUCAUUUGUAGGUACUUUGUUUGUUUUAGUGCAUCGUGAAGUGCCAUUACGCAAUCACGCAUUACUCGUAUGUUUGUUUUGCGAGAGUUUUGGAUACGGAACGAAAGUCGUUUUGAUUGUGUUUCGAUCUUUUAAAUACUAUUGAAUCUUCUAAAACUAAACAUUUAGAUCUUUACCCAAUCUUUGAAUUAGUUUUUGAAAAUGAAAAGAGUCAAAGAAAGCGGUGCGGAAUUCCGCAAAAAAAGGGCUAAGAAAGCAGCAGAUGCGAAAAAGUCUCAAGGUGCAUUACUGAAAUAUUUCAGUUCUAGUUCUGGUUCGAAAGCCACGUUAACGUCUUCGGUGGCAUCCUGCAGCAGUGGAAGUGAUUCCAGUGCACAAGAAGAAGACGUGCCUGGCGUCGCAGUUGGAAGUAGUUCUGGUCCCACCACAGAGCAGGGUCAAGACGAAGUCGACUCACCAGAUGUGCCUCAAGCAUCUAGUCAUAAGCCUGCAGAAAAAGUGAAUGUUGCCAAAGAAGACAUAAUUGAAAUCGUGCCUUCUGCUCCUGCCGAAGUCAAAGAUGUGAAUCUCGACGAUGUAGGUUGCUGGCCUUCUCCUAUGACCGACGAAGUCAGAACGCUUCUAGUACGUCGCGGGUCUGACUCAGUACAGCACAUCGAUUCCAAAUUUGCCGAUGUUGUUCGCUCAGGGACUUCAACGAAAGGCGGUACCCGAAAACUAACCAAAGAGUGGUUCUACAAACCAUUAUCUAAUGGCGAAAAGGUUCUCCGAACAUGGCUGGUGUACUCGCCUCUGAAGCAGUCUUUGUAUUGUUUUUCUUGCAAGCUGUUUGGCAAUUCCGGCUCGAACUUCGCAUCUGAAGAAGGAUUCAACAAAUGGUGGAAGCUAAAUCCAAGAAUCGGAGACCAUGAAAAUAACCUGGGCCAUGAACAGAGUUUCUUGAAAUGGAAGGAGUUGGAAGUUUGCCUGAACUGUAAAGCAACCAUCGAUCAGAAACAACAAGAAGUUUUCGAAAGUGAGGAGAAGAAAUGGAGGGAUGUAUUGUACAGGUUGCUGAAUAUUAUCCAGUUCUUAGCCAAACAGAAUCUGGCCUUCAGAGGACAUCGAGAAGACAUUCGAGGAGAUGAUAGUGGCAAUCGCGGGAACUUUCUAGAGUUAGUGCACCUCCUAGCUGAAUACGAUCCUCUUCUAAUGGAACACCUGACAAAGAUAAAGCUGGGAGCAAGAGUGUCAGUUUCAUAUCUGUCUCCAGAAACCCAGAAUGAAUUUAUAAAUUUACUGGGACAGCAAGUUCGAUCCACCAUCAUCCGUCGUAUUCAAAAAGCUAAAUAUUAUUGCGUAAUCUUCGACAGUACACCAGACAUCUCCCACAAUGACCAAAUGAGCCAAGUUCUGCGAUACGUACAUAUCGAAGGAGAAAAAGUCGCUGUGGUAGAAUCUUUCAUUGACUUCUUCCAACCAAAAGGAAAAAAUGCAGAAGAUCUCAGCAACGAUAUAAUCGCGAAGAUAACAUCAGACGGACUGGACAUACAGAAUCUGAGAGGACAGGCUUAUGACAAUGCUGCCACAAUGUCAGGGAUCCACAAUGGAGUUCAAGCCCGGAUUAAAGCACUAAAUCCGAAAGCUCUAUUCGUUGCAUGCACAAACCACUCACUAAACUUGGCUGGGGUACACACUGCUUCUGAAUCAGUGAAUUCGGUGACGUUUUUUGGAAUUCUAGAGAAGCUAUUUGCCUUCUUUUCUGCAUCAACUGUUAGAUGGAACGCUUUGGUUGCCGUCACAGGUCAAGCAGUGAAACGAGUCACUGAAACGCGUUGGAGCGCUAGACAUGUAGCUGUCAAGAUGCUUAAAAAUAAGUUUGAGGGAGUUUCUUGAGGUACUGGAACAAUUAACAGAUUCAUCUCAAACUUCCGAAACAAGAUCGGGAGCCAGUCUUCUCCUGACAGCCAUGCAGUCAUUUAACUUCCUAACUUUUCUUGGCUUUUGGGCUGCAGUGCUACCUGAAGUAGAUGACGCACAGAUUUACCUGCAGCAACGAGGACUAAGUGUGGAUAAGUGUGCUCAGAAACUCUGCGCUUUGAAAAC